Molecule: messenger RNA, 996 nt
Organism: Cryptomeria japonica (Japanese cedar)
Lineage: Eukaryota; Viridiplantae; Streptophyta; Pinopsida; Cupressales; Cupressaceae
Product: putative FBD-associated F-box protein At5g38570
Exons: 3
Coding region: 1-996 (331 amino acids)
Molecular function (GO): protein binding
Source: RefSeq, a predicted model, not a curated record
AUGUCUACCCACGAUGCAUUCUACGAGCUUCCUGAUUCUCUUGUUGCUUUCAUACUAUCAAAAACGCCAUUAAAAGACGCUGUCAAAUCUUCUAUUCUUUCCAAGAGGUGGAGGUUUCUCUAUACUCAAAUGCCUCAACUCACUUUCACUCCACGUGAUAUUUUCGGGCCUGCUUGCUUUUCUCGCUAUCCGCUCCUCAGGCCAAGCGUUGAGCAAAUUAUUUCCAACAUCUUAGUUCUGCACUCAGGCAAUCUGGAGGCCUUUCACCUGCACGGCACCAUGUCUGAUUUUAUCCACCGGCGGGAAUUCUCUCAUGACAGUGUGUGCAAAUGGGUAAGCGUAAAAUCUCUGUCUGUUAACUGCCCCAAACUCAAAAUUCUGUCGGGGUACAUGAUUGAGAAUUUGAGUGUGAAUGGUGUAAGGUUUUAUGAGCUUUCUUUUGCCAUCUCAAAUGUAGAAAUGCACUGUGGAGGUACUCUGAGGAAAUUGACCAUGUGUUUCUCACAAGAACAACGAAACAAUCCAGGAGUUAUUUCAGCGAGCAGAUUUCUUCACAUCAUGGGCAACUUCCAGUCCUUGAAGACACUUGUCAUACUCACGUCCAAUCCCUUUGAAAGGGAACCAGAUAUGGAUGUUUAUCUAUUUAACCUACUUCACAAGCUUCCAAAUCUUCAGGAGCUCUCUAUAUCGGACUUAUUUGUUCAGGAGUUGGCAAGAGACCCUAUACCUGUUUGCCUCACCCCUCCACAUCUUCAUCUCAAGAAAGUACGCGUAGGAAUUUGUGGGUUUGACCUUGACAAUAAAGAAGUUGCAGUAAUAAGUUGCUUGCUUCAGAGUAUGCCCUCUCUUGAAUUAUUGGAAAUUCAGCUGCCUGAUGUAUAUGAUGAUGAUGAUGGUCAAAUAUUUAUUGAUGACAGUCAACGUUUGAAGCUCCUGAAAGAUAUUUUGUAUAUGAGGAGAGCAUCCUUACUGGCAACGAUAGUUGUACUGGAUUAG